AAUAAAUGAAAUCACAGAUUUUGAAACCCUAAAGAAAAGCAACAUUUCUUUAAAUCAGCUUGGGAAACUGAGUCAUGGUGAACUUGUAAGCAUUCUUACUGAUAUUUUACAAAACAGUUUUCCUGGAGAUGCUUCUCAUAAGGCUUCACAAAUGCAAGGUGAAUAUAAAGUGCACACUCAUCAUGGUAUGUAUGAAAUUUAGAAUAAUCAUCUUUCUGUUAUUGAUGGAAAUGCUAGUUUUUUAAAUUAUUAUAGAAAAUAUACAAUCAAGUAUUACUGUUGUUGGCUCAACUUGUUAUUGUUUCUAACAGUUUUUUAAGUAAUGGCCCUAAAAAAGAGUCAUAGGCUUCAUUCUAGCUAUUUCAAUAUUAAAACUGCAUUUUUAAUGAGUAGGGCUUAUAAGUUAUUAUAUCAGUCCAUAAGGCCUGUAAUCUUCACUUGCCACUUUUUAAAAAUAAUCUGUGUGUGCAUUCACUUAUAUUUUGUUCUUUAUAAAAAAAUGUUUAGGAUUGUUUGCAGGGAUAAUGAAUGUGAUCAUUUCAAUAUUCAUUCGCAGGACUAAGUAUGGACAAGUUUUCAUCUUUACAGCAGAAAGAAAUAGCGAAAUCCCAGCCAACUGCUGAUAUAAAAAAAGAUGUUAUUUGCACAAAAGUUUCAUAUGAAAAUAAAAAUUCAAGAAGAAAACGAACUAACCCGACAAAAAUUAAUAAUGUAAACCAAGACUUAGAAAAAAAUGAUUUGUCUAUGCCAACAAUUUCAACCAAAAGCCCAGAGAGGAAUAAAAAGACUAAAUCUUUUAAAAUGCUGCUUCGAGGGAAAAGGAAAUUAGGUAACACUGUUUCUAAGGUUUCUCGAGCUAGCAAAGAGAAAGAAUUUCCAGAAGUUUGUGCAAUUACUAAGCCUUUAAAAAAAAGAGCCAUCCAGCAUGACCAUGAGACUAUUGAGAAUGAAGAUGACCCUAUUAGUAUUAGGAAAAACAAAGAUAUGUGUUUAGUCAAAGAACAAGCAAAAAUUAUUGUGAAUGAAGCUG
Molecule: messenger RNA, 1030 nt
Organism: Lymnaea stagnalis (great pond snail)
Lineage: Eukaryota; Metazoa; Mollusca; Gastropoda; Lymnaeidae
Source: the annotation of a GenBank genome assembly